Messenger RNA from Oppiella nova, 280 nucleotides. The record is from the annotation of a GenBank genome assembly. NCBI's taxonomy places the organism in Eukaryota, Metazoa, Arthropoda, Arachnida, Sarcoptiformes, Oppiidae.
UUUAGCCAAAGAGUCGCACCCGGCUCUGGGCAAUGGCUUUCGUUUAGGGUUUUUGGGUUUACUUCAUAUGGAGGUCUUCUGUCAAAGACUUGACGACGAAUUUAAUGCUCAGGUAGUCAUAACAGCGCCGAGUGUCCCAUACAAGGUUAAAAUCAAAGGAGAGAAGAAUAUAAAGGCGUUGGGAAGCGAGGAAUUGAUUGUAACGAAUGCCUCGAAAUUACCAAAUGUUUCCAUUAUUAGCGAAUACUUUGAACCGAUGGUCACCGGGACUGUCAUAACA